Sarcophilus harrisii (Tasmanian devil) is the source of this 2678-nucleotide messenger RNA. RefSeq names its product NADH-cytochrome b5 reductase 3. Bases 294 to 1130 code for a protein of 278 amino acids. Gene Ontology annotation, molecular function: oxidoreductase activity; FAD binding. Gene Ontology annotation, cellular component: mitochondrion. NCBI's taxonomy places the organism in Eukaryota, Metazoa, Chordata, Mammalia, Dasyuromorphia, Dasyuridae. The transcript has 9 exons. The record is from RefSeq and is a predicted model, not a curated record.
UGGUCCGGGGAGUCAGGUCCUGGUAGCUCCUGGUACAGGUACCAGCUCCCCGGGAGGGCCUCCCGUGAAUGGUGUGUGCUCGCCCCUGGGAGAGCUCAUCUGACCAGACGUUUCUUUGUGUGACUCUGUGGUCCAAUGACCCCGGGGCUUUGCUGGCUCAGCUUUGUGGGCCCAGAUCAGGAGCUGGGGCCAUCGGCAGCCUCCCGGGACUGGACACCACCUUUGGAAAUAGCCGCUAAGCAUCGUUGGGUAGCUUCGUGCUAUCUCCUGUUUGGUUCAUCUACAGCCUCUUCAUGAAGCUUUUUGGGAAGUCGGCUCCUCCCAUCACCUUAGAGAACCCUGAGGUGAAGUACCCACUGAGGCUGAUUGACAAAGAGAAUAUCAGCCAUGAUACACGGAGGUUCCGGUUCGCUCUCCCGUCUCCACAGCACGUUCUGGGGCUCCCCAUUGGUCAGCACAUUUACCUCUCAGCCCGGAUCGAUGGGAACCUGGUCAUCCGGCCCUACACCCCCGUCUCCAGCGACGAUGACAAAGGUUUCGUGGAUCUGGUUAUCAAGAUUUACUUCAAAGACACGAACCCCAAGUUUCCUGCUGGCGGGAAGAUGUCCCAAUAUCUGGAGAGUCUGAAAACUAAUGACACUAUUGACUUCAGAGGCCCCAGUGGACUGCUGAUCUACCGUGGUAAAGGGAAGUUUGCCAUCCGUCCUGACAAGAAGUCGGAGCCUGCCAUCAAGACGGUGAAAUCAGUGGGCAUGAUUGCAGGAGGGACAGGUAUCACCCCGAUGCUGCAGCUAAUCCGUGCCAUCAUGAAGGACCCCGACGACCACACCGUCUGCCACCUGCUCUUCGCCAACCAGACAGAGAAGGACAUCCUGCUGCGACCCGAGCUGGAGGAGCUCAGGAACCAGCACUCGGCCCGCUUCAAGCUCUGGUUCACUGUGGAUAAAGCCCCGGAAGACUGGGACUACAGCCAGGGCUUCGUGAACGAGGACAUGAUCCGGGAGCACAUGCCCCCGCCUGAGGCGGAGCCCCUGAUCCUCAUGUGCGGCCCCCCCCCUAUGAUCCAGUACGCCUGCAUCCCCAACCUGGACAAAGUGGGCUACUCCAAAGACCUGUGCUUCUCCUUCUAGGGGGCCUGGGGCGGCGCGCUGGGGGGCAGGGCCACGUUCUCCCCACGGCCCGGCUGCAGGCCCCCUCCCCGGAGGGCCCUGGGCCACGGCCCCCCGCGGUCACGCUCUCCCCCAGUGGUCCCAGACAUCUUUUUGUGGUCAUUAUUCUCGUUCACACGCUGCCUAAAGAGUAAGGAGGCUUUCCUCCCGGUCUUGGGAGACUUUCUGGUUUUAUUUUUUUGCUUUUUAACUCUAUAUUUUUCCUUCUCCAAUCAGCCCGCCUCCCAGGCAAGGAAAGGUUGCUCGAGAGGCACAGCUGGCAGCUCCCCCCCCUCCCCAGCGCCCUCAGCAUCUGGGGUCUCCCUGGGCCUCAAGGGUCCCUGAGCAGAGCCCAUGGACGGCACGGGAGCGUCCCAGAGGCCCAUACCCCCUCCCUGGGGCGGCUUCCCCGUCACUGAGGGGCUUUUGAGUCAUUCGGGUCGAGGGAGGAGUCCCCCUGGCGGGCAGGGCCCCCCCAGCUCCUGGCAAGUCCUGGGGGAGUCUGGUCCGUGGGCCCCUCCAGGGGCUCCAGAGAUCGGGGAGGGCAGAGCUUGGCGAGGGGCAGCGUUUGCUCCCCUGCCUCUUGUACUUGAAGAACUGUAAGGGGGCCUAAGGAAGGAACCUGAAAGCUGGGGCCACGGCGGGGAUUGGGCCCGGAAUGGGGGGAGCGCCCGGCCCUUCGAUGACGACUGAAAGGGACUCCACGUGGUCCAAGGAGCAUAAGAGAGACAGAGGGAGGGCGGGAUAGAGAGAGAAGGGAGUGCAGGGGAUGCCGCUUCCCCCCCUUAGCACGGCUGGGCAAGGGUCCCGACCACCCUCCCCACCCAUGGCAGCCCCUAUAGGAAGCCAGGUUCUCCCCCAAGGAGAGAUCCCCAUGGCACCCUGCUGGCAGCCCAUUCGGUUCUGCUUGGUCCUUGGGUGGGCUCCUCGGGCGGGCUCCCUUGGGUGAGAGGUCUGCCUCCACUCAGAGCCCCCUGCCCAUGAGCUCUGUAGCCAACAGUGCCCCCUGGCAUCAGGGGGCUGGGCUGGGCCAGGCAGGCGAGGGGGGAGGGUGUGAGUGUGCAAGAGCAAGUGUGCAAGAGAGUGAGUGUUAGAGUGUAAGGGGUGAGUGCAAGAGUGUAAGUGUGCAAGAGUGUGGCAAAGGUGUGAGUGUGUAAGAGAGCAAAUGUGUAAGAAAGUGAGUGUGCAAAAGGGUGUGAGUGCAAGAGUGUAAGUGUGCAAGUGUAUUACAGGGGUGUGAAUGUGUAAAAGACGAGUGUGCAAGUGUGUAAGGGGUGUGUGAGUAUGUGUAUGAGCGUGUGAGUGUGUCCCAGUGAUGGGAAGCAGAAGGGGUUGCGUGGGGGAGACAAAAGCAGGGGCUGCAGGGGGUGGGCACGGCCGGACCUUCGGCCCUGGGGCUGAGGCGUGGUGGGGUCUGCUCCCCCGGGUGCCAGGGCAGGCGGCCGGCCUUUGUCUUCCCCCUCCCCCCAUGGUGGCUUUCUCCCAGACUUCCUUUUGUGCAGGAACCAGAAUAAAACUUCGCUCACUGCA